Molecule: messenger RNA, 306 nt
Organism: Striga asiatica
Lineage: Eukaryota; Viridiplantae; Streptophyta; Magnoliopsida; Lamiales; Orobanchaceae
Source: the annotation of a GenBank genome assembly
AUGUAUAUCAUCUAUCCGAUCCACCACACAUUUAAUAUAGAACAAGAGAUGAGGCUUCUUAUGACUGUACAGGUUUCAUGGCUGAGAUCAUCACAAACAGUCUAUAGUCUAUUUCUGAAGCAAGUGAAGUUCACAAAUCCGCUAGACGUACACAGACCCUCGAGUUCUGCCUCGCUUAAAAAUAAACGACUGCCUGACACUUGGGCACAUAGCGGAAUAUAUGAAACGGGACCGUCUACUAUGUACGUUGUGGCAACAAAUAUCCCUCCAGGUUUCAAAACACGGCUUAUUUCUGCAACCUAUUAA